Messenger RNA from Pipistrellus kuhlii (Kuhl's pipistrelle), 4699 nucleotides. RefSeq names its product ATPase phospholipid transporting 10B (putative) (gene ATP10B). Gene Ontology annotation, molecular function: magnesium ion binding; ATP binding; ATPase-coupled intramembrane lipid carrier activity. Lineage: Eukaryota; Metazoa; Chordata; Mammalia; Chiroptera; Vespertilionidae. Gene Ontology annotation, biological process: phospholipid translocation. The transcript has 25 exons. The coding region runs from base 252 to 4652 and encodes 1466 amino acids. The record is from RefSeq and is a predicted model, not a curated record. Gene Ontology annotation, cellular component: plasma membrane.
AUCCUGUGCAGUUCUGUGACAUUGAAGGCUGGGCUUCUGAAAGAGGUUGAGGCUGCCUUCUCAGGUCAGAGAUGAGAAGGAAGCUCUCACUGGCUGUCCCUCCCCUGUGAUGGGAUAACUGGAGGUGGUGGCAACCCAGCCUCCUUCCCUAGUGGCCCCAUCAGACUAAAUCUGCCCAAGGACUGUUGACUACUCCUGGAGAUCUUCGGAGCCUGCACCCAGGAGGAGGAGCACGUAGCUUGCUGCCAGAAAUGGCCCUGUCAGUGGACUCAUCUUGGCACCGGUGGCAGUGGCGUAUCAGAGAUGUCCUCUUCCAGUCCCCAUCAGAAGCCACACCACUGCUGUCCCCAGAGAAGGAGAGGCAGAGCUACAACCUGACGCGGCAACGGAUUGUGUUCCCCAACAAUGACAUAUUCCACCAAGAUUGGGCAGAGGUCUCCAAGAGAUACUCGGGCAACAGAAUCUGCACAACGAAGUAUACCCUCCUCACCUUCCUGCCCCAGAAUCUCAUGGAGCAGUUUCACAGGUGGGCCAACCUCUAUUUCCUGUUCCUGGUGAUUCUGAACUGGAUACCCACCAUGGAAGUUUUCCACAGGGAAAUCACCAUGUUACCAUUGGUCACCGUGCUGUUCAUCAUCAUGGUCAAGGAUGGCAUGGAGGACUUCAAGCGGUACUGCUUUGAUAGAGCAAUAAACUGCUCCCACAUCCAGAUCUAUGAAAGGAAGGAGCAGAGCUACGUGCAGAAGCGCUGGAGGGAUGUGAGUGUGGGAGACUUCAUCCAGAUGCGAUGUAACGAGAUCAUCCCGGCCGACAUUCUCCUCCUCUUUUCUUCGGACCCCAGUGGGAUCUGCCAUCUGGAAACCGCCAACUUGGACGGAGAGACAAACCUCAAGCAAAGGCGUGUGGUGAAGGGCUUCUCGCAGCAGGAGGCCCAGUUCAAACCAGAACACUUCCACAACACCAUCGUGUGUGAGAAACCCAACAACCACCUCAACAAAUUUAAGGGUUACAUGGAGCAUCCUGACCAGACCAGGACCGGCUUUGGCAGUGAGAGCCUUUUGCUCCGAGGAUGCACCAUCAGAAACACCGAGGUGGCUGUUGGCAUUGUCAUCUAUGCAGGCCACGAGACGAAAGCCAUGCUGAACAACAGCGGGCCGAGGUACAAGCGCAGCAAGAUCGAGCGGCGCAUGAACACGGACAUCUUCUUCUGCAUCGGGCUCCUCUUCCUCAUGUGCCUCAUCGGAGCUGUAGGUCACAGCCUCUGGAACGGGACGUUUAGGGAACACCCUCCCUUCGAUGUUCCAGAUGCCAAGGGCAGCUUCCCUCCCCUCGCCCUUGGGGGCUUCUACAUGUUCCUCACCAUGAUCAUCCUGCUCCAGGUGCUGAUCCCCAUCUCCCUGUAUGUGUCCAUUGAGCUGGUUAAGCUGGGGCAAGUGUUCUUCCUGCACAACGACCUGGACCUGUACGAUGAGGAGACGGAUCUGCCCAUCCAGUGUCGAGCCCUCAACAUCACGGAGGACCUGGGCCAGAUCGAGUACAUCUUCUCCGAUAAGACGGGGACGCUGACCGAGAACAAGAUGGUGUUCCGGCGCUGCACCAUCGUGGGCAGCGAGUACUCGCACCAAGAAAACGCCAAGAGACUGGAGGUCCCAAAGGAGCUGGACUCAGACAGCGAAGAGUGGACCCAAUACCAGUGCCUGCCCUUCCCGGCCAGAUGGGCCCCAGACCCAGCAGCAAUGAAGAGCCCAGGAGGCGUCCAGCCUCUGAGGAGGAGCCAGAGUGCCCGGGUACCCAUCCAGGGCCACUCCCGACAGAGGUCCGUGGGGCGCUGGGAAAAUGCACAGUCUCCUGUGGCCUUCAGCAGCUCCAUUGAAAAAGAUGUGACUCCAGAUAAACACCUACUACCCAAGGUACAAGAUGCUGCCCUGUGGCUGGAGAACUUGCCAGACUCCAGACCUGCCAAGGCUUCCCUCUCUACCACCUCCUCCAUCGCUGACUUCUUUCUCGCCCUAACCAUCUGCAACUCCGUCAUGGUCUCCACAACCACUGAGCCCAGGCAGAGGGUCACCAUGCCACCAUCAACCAAGGCCCUGGGGACCUCUCUGGAGAAGAUCCAGCAGCUCUUCCAGAAGUUGAAACUUUCGAGCCUCAGCCAAUCAUUCUCAUCCACUGCGCCCUCUGACACCGACCUGGGGGACAGUUUGGGGACCACCAUGGCCACCACGGACUCGGAAGACAGAGAUGAUGUGUCUGUGUGCAGUGGAGGCUACUCAACUGAUACUGACGGUGGCUACAGGAGUAGCACGUGGGACCAAGGUGAGGCCCUGGCAUCUGGGUCGGGCACUUCCUUGGAGGAGGUGCUGGAGGAUCCGGCCCUCGGCCCGGCCAGUCCUGAGCUCUGCUAUGAGGCCGAGAGCCCCGAUGAGGCUGCCCUGGUGCAUGCCGCCCGUGCCUACAGCUUCACACUGGUGUCCCGGACACCGGAGCAGGUGACCGUGCGCUUGCCCCAGGGCACCUGCCUCACCUUCGAUGUCCUCUGCACCCUGGGCUUUGACUCUGUCAGGAAGAGGAUGUCCGUGGUGGUGAGGCACCCGCUGACGGGCGACAUCAUCGUCUAUACCAAGGGCGCCGACUCGGUUAUCAUGGACCUGCUGGAAGACCCGGCCCGCGUGACUGGCACUGAUGUGGAAAAGAAGCUGAGGAAAAUCCGAGCGCGGACACAGAAGCAUCUAGACUUGUAUGCAAGAGAUGGUCUUCGGACACUGUGCAUCGCCAAGAAGGUCCUAAGUGAAGAGGACUUCCGGCGAUGGGCCAGUUUCCGGCGUGAGGCUGAGGCGUCCCUCGACAAUCGAGAUGAGCUUCUGAUGGAGACCGCCCAGCAUCUGGAGAAUCAAUUCACCUUACUGGGAGCCACUGGGAUUGAAGACCGGCUGCAGGAAGGAGUUCCAGACACAAUCGCAGCUCUGCGGGAAGCUGGGAUCCAGAUCUGGGUCUUGACAGGAGAUAAGCAGGAGACAGCGGUCAACAUCGCUUACUCCUGCCGACUGCUGGAUCAGACCGACACUGUUUACUCCAUUAACACCGAAAGUCAGGAAACUUGUGAAUCCAUCCUCAGCUGUGCCCUGGAAGAAGUGAAGCAAUUUCAUGGGCCACGGAAGCCAGAGCGCAAGCUCUUUGGGUUCUUCCUACCUUCUGAGACACCUCCCCCUGCCUCGGGAGCCACAGGGCCAGAAGUUGGACUGGUUAUUGAUGGGAAGACACUGAAUGCCAUUUUCCAGGGAAAGCUGGAGAACAAGUUUCUAGAGUUGACCCAGUACUGCCGGUCUGUCCUGUGCUGCCGCUCCACACCGCUGCAGAAGAGCAUGAUCGUCAAGUUGGUGCGAGACAAGUUGAGCGUCAUGACCCUUUCCAUAGGUGAUGGAGCAAAUGACGUAAGCAUGAUUCAAGCUGCUGACAUUGGGAUUGGAAUAUCUGGACAGGAAGGCAUGCAGGCAGUCAUGUCCAGCGACUUCGCCAUCUCCCGCUUCAGACACCUCAAGAAGCUGCUGCUGGUGCAUGGCCACUGGUGUUACUCGCGGCUGGCCAGGAUGGUGGUGUACUACUUCUACAAGAACCUGUGCUACGUCAACCUGCUCUUCUGGUACCAGUUCUUCUGCGGUUUCUCGGGCUCCACCAUGAUUGACUACUGGCAGAUGAUCUUCUUCAAUCUCUUCUUCACCUCACUGCCUCCUCUCGUCUUCGGGAUCCUUGAUAAAGACAUCUCCGCAGAGACACUCCUGGCAUUGCCCAAGCUGUACAGGAGCGGCCAGGACUCUGAGUGCUAUAACCCGUUGACUUUCUGGAUUUCCAUGAUGGAUGCGUUCUACCAGAGCCUCGUCUGUUUCUUUAUCCCUUACCUGACCUACAAGGACUCUGACAUCGACGUCUUCACCUUUGGGACACCCAUCAACACCAUCUCCCUCACCACAAUCCUCUUGCACCAGGCGAUGGAAAUGAAGACCUGGACCAUCAUCCACGGGCUGGUUCUUGCAGGCAGCUUCCUGAUGUACUUUGUGGUCUCCCUAGUAUACAACGCCACCUGCGUCACCUGCAACAGUCCCACCAAUCCCUACGGGGUGAUGCAAGUCCAGCUCUCAGACCCCACUUUCUACCUCGUCUGCUUCCUCACGCCAGUCGCGGCUCUUCUCCCAAGGUACUUUUUCUUGUCUUUACAAGGAACAUAUGGGGAAUCCCUGAUCUCAAAAGCUCAGAAAAUUGACAAACUCCCCACGGACAAAAGAGACCUGAAAAUCCAGAGUUGGAGAAGCAGACAAAUGCCUGCCUCUGUCCCUGGAGAGGCUCAGCGCAACCACCGUCCAGUACCACCUGUCCCUCAACAGGACUUCAGAGCCAACACCCCAAAGAGCUCCAGUCCUCCCAAGCAGAAGUACAAGGAGAACCGGGGGCUGCAUGGAGAGAGAAGCAGCAGAGACCACAGGAUGGACAACCCAAACUCAGCAGACUCCUCAGCUAAACUCUCAUCCAGAGAUCACCUCCUUCUGGGGCCCAACAGCAGGAUGGCACCCGGGGCCUACCCCAGUGGGCAGACUGAUGAAUAUAGGCCCUCGAGCAGGGGCAGCCAUCGCCGAUCCCAGAGUUCACUGACUAUCUGAGGGACCUGCAGAAAUCUGUACAAACUUGGAGGCUGCCCAAUCCCUGG